AUGGGUAACAACUCUUCCAAGAUCAAAGGGCCAAAGAGCGCGGCCGCAGCAUCUACAGACAACCUGAAUGGACUCAUCGAGAACAAACGGUCGACUACACCUAGCCCAAGCGUGUCCGGCUCGAAGAAGAUCUUGGUCUCCGAAGAUGAAGUCGCCAACUAUCAACGCGAUCUUGCCGCCGCGCAGAAGGAGGCCACCACUGCCACAGAGGAAGCAGAGACACUACGCCAAAACCUCGAGGAACUAGAGACGAAGCACAAAGGUCUGCAGCGAGAGAAGGAGAACGAGGUCGCCGGGCUGCAAACGGAGUUGGCACGGGAGUUGGAAGGGCAGUUGAGAAUCGCGGAGAGCUUGACCCAGGAGCGGAAUAGAGAGCGGAAGAAGGCUGUGGGGUUGGAGGAGAAGUUGAGGGAGGUGGAGAAGGGGCAUGCGGAUGAAGUUGCGCUGAUGAAGCAGGAGGGUGAAGAGAGGGUCAAGGUCCUGGAGAGCUCGCACCAGGAGCAAGAGAACGGGCAUGCAGAGGAGGUCUCGCGGCUGACGAAGGAGGGCGAGGAUCGUGUCAACACGCUGCAGACGUCGUACGACGAGAAGAUCAAGGAACUCGAUCAAACUCACGCCGACCUUCGCGCAGAGCACGAGCGCGAAGCGGCAGCACUUCGAGCAGACGUCGAAGCAGCAAUAAAGGACGCAGAGACAGCGCAGACAGAGCUCUCAACCCUACAAAACAAGCUACAAGACCUCGAAAUAACCACGCAGGCCCUCGAGCAAAGCCUCAGGUCAGCCGAACAUACCGCCCAAACCGCCCAAGCCGCCCAACAGGACCUCACCACGCAACUCGACUCCACCAAGCAAGAACUCUCCACCUCCCAAGCAGCCCUCCAGACUCUGCAAACCGAGCAUGACGCCCAUCUCUCCUCAACCUCCACCCAACGCUCCGAGCUCGAGGCCGCCGCUAAACGCAACGAAACCCUCGCAUCCGAACUCGCAGAAGCGCAGGCGAAACUUGCUUCCCAGAGCGAAGCGAAAGAAGGCUUAGAGAUGCGGUAUAAUGAAAGUGUCUCGAAGAAGUCGUCACUGCACGAGGCGUUUGAGGCGUUGAAGAUGGAGUUGAGGGAGAGCUAUGAGCGGUAUCAGAAAGUGCAGAAAGAGCGGGACGCGGAUAAAGAGGAGAUGAAGAAGCUGAGAAAGGAGAGGGACGAUGCAGUCCGAAGGGCGGAGACGAGAAGUCCUGGUUUCGACGAGAAGAGGCCGGAUGUCGGGGUCGAGGAGAUCAAGGCUGGGACGGCGGUUGGGGUGGGAGCUUGA
Saxophila tyrrhenica is the source of this 1305-nucleotide messenger RNA. RefSeq lists its product as uncharacterized. The coding region runs from base 1 to 1305 and encodes 434 amino acids. Lineage: Eukaryota; Fungi; Ascomycota; Dothideomycetes; Mycosphaerellales; Extremaceae. The transcript has a single exon. The record is from RefSeq and is a predicted model, not a curated record.